UGAUUGGUCGGCGAGGAGCGGCUCUCUUUUCCUCGCUGCCUGCCUGAGCGUCUGCCGCCAUCAUGAAUGACACGGUAACUAUCCGGACCAGGAAGUUCAUGACCAACCGACUACUCCAGCGGAAACAGAUGGUCAUUGAUGUCCUUCACCCUGGGAAGGCAACAGUACCUAAGACAGAAAUUCGAGAAAAACUAGCCAAGAUGUACAAGACCACACCAGAUGUCAUCUUUGUGUUUGGAUUCAGAACCCAUUUUGGUGGUGGAAAGACUACUGGCUUCGGCAUGAUUUAUGAUUCCUUGGAUUAUGCAAAGAAAAAUGAACCUAAACACAGACUUGCAAGACACGGCCUGUAUGAGAAGAAAAAGACCUCAAGGAAACAGCGCAAGGAGCGCAAGAACAGAAUGAAGAAAGUCAGGGGGACUGCAAAGGCCAACGUUGGUGCAGGCAAGAAGAAAUGAAGUGCCUAGCAGGUACUGAGAUUGUGAGCACGGUGUGGUGCAGCGUCUGCACUCAGUUUGCUUUGAUGCUUUGCAUGUUGGCUUUGGAUGAUAGAGUUUUCUAGUGUGGUCUGUUACAAUGCCAAUGCUGUGUGUUAAAGUCAUGUAUUAUGACCAAAUUAGAAAAGUCUUUAAUCACUUACUUCAGAAAUACAAUAAUGCAUGCUAUGUUGUGAAAUGACCUGGUAGAGGAAAGUGAUUGGGAGCCCUACCACAUGGGCACUUUUCAGCUUACCCUUGGGAAAUGCUGUGUCCAGCAGAACUACAGAACCCGGACGACUUGUUGGCAAAGCAGCUUUAGUUACUGCUGGCCUUGGGCAAAGCGCUGCUCACGUAGUACUGAGCAGGCCCUUCCCCUCGGGGAGCCGUGUCUCUUUGCCUCAUCAGUUCCGGCACCGUUGGUAACGUACUGGUCCCUGAAAUCUGGUAAAGUGCCUCUCUGUUUUGGUAGUAUCCACUCAAAGCCUUUUACCAUUUAUUACUUACCGAGUCUCCGACAUUCCAUCUGCUGUCUUUUUUUAAUUGGAAUAUUUUGGAGACACUGUAAAUUCCCAUCAAAGCCUUUGGAUGCACUUCUGUCCACGAGCGUUUGGUCAGAAUGGUGCACUGCCCCGUUGCAAACACAUUUUGCUCGUUUGAACAGCCAGACGUAAGUGGGCAGAGCAGUGUGACAGCGGUGGGGUCACUGCCCCUGUGCUUCUUUUACAGUGACUUCCUUCCAGACAAGACCGUUAAACCUGGUGUUGCCUGCCUGGGACUGUAACCAAGCGACUUCCCAGGGACACGGAGUUAGUAAUGGAACUCCUCACUGCUUAUAUCUGCUUCCUUUUUGUUGAUGCAGGUUCUAGAGCUUGAGAAAAGGUUCAUUCAGAAUGUGUCCUUUCACCUGUUCUGAAGGACAUGUAACACAUUGGUUCUCCCCAUUCAGCCUUCAAGUCCAGUGUGUCGGUAGGACCGGAGCCAUUGUGUCCCGCUUCAGGUUUGCACCCGUGCACUUCCCGCGCUGCUCUUAGAGGCCGCUGGGAAUGAGCGCACAAUGAGCGCAGGCACUCGGCCUCACAAAGCCAGGUGGCAGGAGUGACUUGUUUUGUGUUUUUUAAAUUCAGCCUUGAUCAGACCUUAGAGUUGGUAUUUACUCAUAUCUUUUGGGUGCAGUAGAGUUUUUUUAAACUAAGGAAUAAGCCUUAUACUGGAAGAGCAGUUUUUACUUCAGCCGAUUUUUGUCUCCUUGAAUCCUAAUUUGCUGCGAGUGGUGACUUUCAAAGUACUGAACUGAGACAGCCUUUAAAAGACUUCUCCUGGUCAUGUAGAGCUCUCCCAUUUAGAGUCAGUUAGGCCUUGGCCUGUGAUGAUUCCCAAGUCUGUGGGUGGUGUUAGCACCCAGCACCAUGUUGCUGGCCGGAGCAGAGGACCUGGAGGAGGCUCGGGUCCCCCCACUUUAUCUGCACCGAGGCAGCGCAGCUGAGAUAGGCACAGCCAUUGGCAUAAGGAUCUCUUCAUUGUGAAAUCAUCACGCCACCCUGUUUGCAUAAGAGCCACAAUAAUCGGGCAAGAUGUUCUCAGAAUUGGGAGGAAUAAAAGCACUGAGGAGAAAUGUGUUUACCUGUCAGUGGAAUGCUCUAUACAAUUGCGGGGGAGAAAACGGCCAUCUGUAGAGGUCUGAUUGUGUGCACUUAACGCAGACUGUUUGGGAUUUGAAAGGAGACUAUUAAUGCCAUGUUUCUUUCUCCUCUUCCCUCGUCCCGUCCCUGCCACUGGUGGUUCAGUGAGCUGGAGAUUGGAUAACAG
Molecule: messenger RNA, 2285 nt
Organism: Loxodonta africana (African savanna elephant)
Lineage: Eukaryota; Metazoa; Chordata; Mammalia; Proboscidea; Elephantidae
Gene: RPS24
Product: ribosomal protein S24
Exons: 5
Coding region: 63-458 (131 amino acids)
Biological process (GO): translation
Cellular component (GO): ribosome
Molecular function (GO): structural constituent of ribosome
Source: RefSeq, a predicted model, not a curated record